GAUGCUAGUAUUUCAGCUCCUUCCAUUCCAUAAUUGCUCUGGCCAGCAUUUCAAGUGAUCUGAAACUCUCUCAGCGACUCUCCUAUUUGCUUCUCAUGGCUCUACAAGCAGCCUCUUUUUCUCCCACGACUUCCAUCCACAAAGACGUAUAUCCAGCUGGUACUGUUGUUCUGAACGACACUGGCCUUUCAGGAGUUCCAUUUUCUGUACAUAUCGAAGUUAAAUUGAAAUCUCUCGUAUUGAGAAAUAAGCAAGGAAGACAACCUGUUGGAACUAUUAGAGCCCAGACUGCAACAGUUUCAGAAAUCAACCAGGCGCCACGGGAAGGAAACAAAACUUUGAGGGAAGGAAAUGUUAUAAUCACAGGAGCUUCCUCAGGGCUGGGUCUAGCCACGGCCAAGGCUCUAGCUGAAACAGGAAAAUGGCACAUAAUUAUGGCAUGCAGGAACUUCCUUAAAGCCCAAAUGGCAGCAAAAUCAGCAGGCAUAGCUAAGGAAAGUUUUACUGUUAUGCAUCUAGACCUUGCCUCGCUUGACAGUGUAAGGCAAUUUGUGGAUAGCUUCCGCCGGUCGGGUAUGCCUCUUGAUGUGCUUGUAUGCAAUGCUGCUGUCUACUUGCCGACUGCAAAAGAGCCAACUUUCACCGCUGAAGGGUUUGAACUCAGUGUUGGGACUAAUCACCUUGGUCAUUUCCUCCUCACACGGCUGCUGCUCGAUUACAUAAAGCAAUCAGAUUAUCCGUCCAAGCGUGUAAUAAUUGUAGGCUCCAUCACAGGUAACACAAACACGUUGGCUGGGAAUGUGCCCCCAAAAGCAAACUUGGGAGAUCUGAGAGGCCUAGCAAGUGGUUUGAAUGGUGUGAACAGCUCAACCAUGAUAGAUGGAGGAGAGUUUGAUGGAGCAAAGGCCUACAAGGAUAGCAAAGUAUGCAACAUGCUCACCAUGCAAGAGCUCCACAGGAGAUAUCAUGAAGAAACGGGAAUAACUUUUGCUUCUCUCUAUCCUGGUUGCAUUGCCACAACAGGGUUGUUUAGAGAGCAUAUUCCCCUGUUCAGACUUUUAUUUCCACCCUUCCAGAAGUACAUCACCAAGGGCUAUGUGUCUGAAGAAGAAGCUGGGAAAAGACUUGCACAGGUUGUAAGUGACUCAAGCCUGGAACAAUCAGGUGUAUAUUGGAGCUGGAACAAGAACUCAUCCUCAUUCCAAAACCAGCUAUCCAAAGAAGCCAGUGAUAUAGAAAAGGCCCGCAAGUUGUGGGAGAUAAGUGAGAAGCUUGUUGGAUUGGCUUAAAUGCCCCAAUCAACAGCACUGUUGGCUACUAUAGAGAAAAAGUUGAUCUCAAGUAUAUAAGCUAGAAUAUGGCAUACAUGCUUGAGUAAUCCUGAAAUAUUUGUUUGUAAAAAUGCAAAGACAUCCAUAGUUAAGGACUCCUGAAAUUUUGUUUGCCAAAGAAUAAUGAAAUUGUUAUUAGUGAAAGACAGUACAUAUAUGUGUGCGCGCGCACCUUGAAAGAGUAAUGAAUUCAACACUCUACCAUGCAAA
Messenger RNA from Benincasa hispida (wax gourd), 1541 nucleotides. RefSeq names its product protochlorophyllide reductase. Lineage: Eukaryota; Viridiplantae; Streptophyta; Magnoliopsida; Cucurbitales; Cucurbitaceae. The record is from RefSeq and is a predicted model, not a curated record. Gene Ontology annotation, molecular function: protochlorophyllide reductase activity.